Molecule: messenger RNA, 1423 nt
Organism: Rhagoletis zephyria (snowberry fruit fly)
Lineage: Eukaryota; Metazoa; Arthropoda; Insecta; Diptera; Tephritidae
Product: SET and MYND domain-containing protein 4-like
Biological process (GO): compound eye photoreceptor development
Cellular component (GO): nucleus; cytoplasm
Molecular function (GO): histone deacetylase binding
Source: RefSeq, a predicted model, not a curated record
GAAAUGCAUCACUGCGCUGGAUGAUGCGAAAGUACCUUCGGACAGGCGCAGUAAGUUGAGUCUGGAUGCCAUGACCAUGAUUAAAAUGCUGGAAAGGGAUCCGCAAACUGUUAGACAAGCGGAAAGGCAAAAGAAAUUGGGUGAGCCAAAACUGACAAUGGCCAUACCCGAUGAGAAGGAGUUUGUCAGUGAUGCAGUGCGCAUCGAUCAGAGUUGUUCGGAGGGUAGAUUUGCGCGCGCUGCCACCGAUAUUAUGGUGGGCGAGGAAAUUUUGGUGGAGAAGCCUUUUGUCGCAGUGCUGUUGGAGAAGUACUCUAAGUCGCAUUGCGAUAAUUGUUUUAUAAGAACCGCUAUACCAGUUGCCUGUCCAAAGUGUGCUGAUGUCCUGUACUGUUCCGAGGAGUGCCUAACCAAAGCCAGCACCACUUAUCACAAAUAUGAAUGUGGACUUUUGCCCACAAUUUGGCGCUCUGGUGCAUCUGUAAAUUGUCAUAUGGCUCUGCGCGUUCUUGCUAAAAAAUCUUUGAACUAUUUCUUAAAUACUAAGCAAGAUAUCGACAAGGAGUUAACCAUUGAGGAAAUACUCAAACUGCCCAUCGAUGACUACAGACGAGUAUCCCAUUUGGAGCGUCAUGAAAAAACACGUCCACCAUCGAACUUUUUCCAACAUGCACUGAUGGCCCGCUUCCUAACAAAAUGUCUCGCAGAAGCUGAUUACUUUGGUGCAUCGCCCAAAGCUGAAGAUCUGGUGACUAUUGGCGGCAUACUUUUGCGCACUUUGCAAUUCGUACAAUUUAAUACGCACGAAGUAGCCGAAUUGCAUGAGAAGAAGGCAGAUAGCAAUGAGAAGACGGUAUUCAUUGGUGGUGGACUCUAUCCGACAUUGGCGCUCUUCAAUCACUCCUGCGAUCCGGGUGUAGUGAGAUACUUUCGCGGCACCACUAUACACGUGAACACCAUACGCCCCAUCGAGGCUGGUCUACAAAUUGCAGAGAAUUAUGGUCCCAUUUAUACGCAGGAGGGGCGCGAAAAGCGUCAAGCUGAACUUAAAAAACUCUACUGGUUCGAUUGUACAUGCGACCCGUGCUUGGAAAAUUGGCCCACCUUCGAUCAGCUGCCAACCGAUGUCAUACGCUUCCGCUGCGACGGCCCCAAACAGUGCAGGGCAAUUAUUGAGGUGCCGGCGACGUGCAAUGAUUUCAUGAUCAAAUGCGUGACUUGCGGCGAGAGCACGAACAUCUUGAAGGGCCUCAAAGUGAUGCAGGAUACCGAAUUGAUGACACGCACUGCCAAGCGUCUCUAUGAUGCGGGCGAUUACGCGAAGGCGUUGAAUAAAUUCAUUGACCUACUACGCAUUAUGUACGAGGUGCUGGCUCCGCCCUUCCCCGAUUUCUGUCAAUGUCAACNCAUGCGCACUAAAUAA